UUCGGGUCAGGAAAUAUAGAAGUAAGGUCGUAAAUGUGCGAAAAACGAAUCGUUGCGUGAGUAUACAUCGUUGAGAGGUUGUCAACAAGUUUGACCUAUUCAAGAGUGAUUGUGGAAGUUAUCGAAGUGAUUUGAAUCGUAUUUUAGCGGGGAUUCUUCAGCCCUGGAACAAGAUGAGUAGUUGGAAAAUCCAGAGAAAGUUACAUCAUGUAUACCUUUACAGUGCAACAUCCCGCAGAUUGUUGUCAUCUACUUGUAAGUGUGGCAAGUCACUGCAACAAACAUCAGUAAAACUGCUUUCAACAGAGAGCCUUGCAACAGCUAUUCAUCCAUCCAGGACAGAGGAAAAUGACUCCAACCCUAAAGCUAUUAGCCUGGGUGAUGUGUAUGCUAAUAAUACUGUUGAAGAGAGAAGAGAAUUCAAGCACAGCAGAACACCAUCACAACUCAUAUUGGACCACUUUGACAGACGAUAUGGGCAACAGUUUGGCUCAGACUGGGGUGACAUCAGGGCUGCACUCAUGGCUCCCAAACUAAAUGGCCUUCUUCUCAACAACUUUGCUCAGGUGUCAACAAAGGUAGCAACUAUUCUACAAGAACAUGGAUUGCAGAAGGUAUCUGAUUUAUGUGAUAUAUCAUCCCAUUUGAACUGGUGGGAAGAAGGAGAAACCAUUGGAAUACAGAAUUAUCACAAGGGUACAGAAUCAAGUCUAAAGUUUUACAUACACCCAGAGAACAGACAUGUUUGGUUCCCUAAGCUUAAGCACGUGCCUGGGCAGCUGAAGUCGUACUUUCUCCAGGGGGCUUCCUCUCUGCUGCCUGUGCUGGCCUUGGAUGUACAGCAGGAUGACAGCGUGUUGGACAUGUGUGCUGCUCCUGGGGGCAAGUCUUUGGCCUUGUUGCAGGCAGCAGAAUUAGGACUCCUGACCAGUAAUGAGCCUGACCUGUGGAGGAGACGUAGGCUGGCUGAGACACUGCAGUCUUACAUCCCACAGGAGAUACUGCAGACCAGAGUGGAUGUGUCCAAACUCAAUGGUGUCCACUUUCAGGAUGUGACUCCAAACACAUUUGACAAGGUCUUAGUGGAUGCCCCCUGCUCCAAUGACAGGAGCUGGCUGUACAGCAAGAACAGUGUUGGUAUGAAAAUGAGAAUAGAAGACAGAAGACACCUGCCACAACUCCAGGCUUCACUUCUGAGAUCAGCCCUGCAUGCAGUGAAGCCAGGUGGCACAGUGGUGUAUGCGACCUGCACACUGUCACAGAAGGAAAAUGAUGAUGUUGUGGAGUUUUGUCUCAGGCAGAACAAGUCAAGAAUAGAUGUCAUCAACUUGAAUAACUUCAGUAAAAACUUCCAGAAGAUUUUCAGAUUUGACUCUUCAACAAGAUAUGGACAGCUUGUAUUGCCCCAUGUUAACGCCAACUGGGGCCCAAUGUACCUCGCAAAACUGAAGAAAAUAGACACAUAAAACCAAUGACAAAAGUAAAGUGAUCCUUCAUUUCUGCCAUCU
This is a messenger RNA of Branchiostoma belcheri (Belcher's lancelet), 1508 nucleotides long. RefSeq names its product putative methyltransferase NSUN3. Gene Ontology annotation, biological process: rRNA methylation. The transcript is spliced from 4 exons. Bases 174 to 1466 code for a protein of 430 amino acids. Lineage: Eukaryota; Metazoa; Chordata; Leptocardii; Amphioxiformes; Branchiostomatidae. The record is from RefSeq and is a predicted model, not a curated record. Gene Ontology annotation, molecular function: methyltransferase activity. Gene Ontology annotation, cellular component: mitochondrial large ribosomal subunit.